AUGGCAGACAAAGCGCCAGCCGAGCGACGAGUGUGGCAAUAUGCGAAGACGACAGGUGGGAUGGAGAAUAAUCUACAACUGGUCACGACACCCAUGCCUACUCCCAAGCCAACAGAACAUCUCAUCAGAGUUCUCGCGGGCUCUCUCAACGCAGUCGACUACAAGAUCGCCGAGUUAUCUGUCAUUGGUGGCUUCGCUGUCCCUAAGCCUGCCACACCCGGUAUGGACAUCGCGGGCGAGAUCGUCGUGGCGGCGGAUGGGUCCGAUCUCAAGCCGGGAGACCUUGUCUUUGGCGCUGCUGGUGGCUCGUUGGCAGCUAUGGGAGGACUGGCUGAGUACAUCACCACGCCCAAGGAGCGUGUGACGGCCAUUCCAAAAGGUGUCUCAACGAUUGAUGCGGCUUCUCUGCCGACAGGGGCGGUAACCUCGUAUCAAGCAAUUGUGCCGCAUGUGAAACCUGGUAGCCACGUCCUUUUCAACGGAGGAUCUGGAGGAGUCGGCGUCAUAGCCAUACAAGUUGCCAAGAUCAAGGGCUGUCAUGUCACAGUCACCUGUUCGUCUCGCAACAUCGAUCUCUGCAAGAAGCUUGGCGCGGAUGUGGUCGUCGAUUACACCAAAGGAUGCGUCAUGGACCAGCUAGCUGCGCUGGACUACAAGUUCGAUCUGAUCGUAGAUGGAGUAGGCAACGACAAAGCACUCUACUGGGCGUCCAAUAAAUACACGAAUCGUGGCGCAAAAUUCGUCUACAUUGCGUUCGCCCCGCCCGGUGAUGUGGCAUUUGUGGCCGCCGCCAACACUACCCCAUCAUUCUUAGGUGGGCCAAGGGCGAAGUUGACAGUGCUCUUCGCCGACUUCAGCAACGAGCAGAUGAGUGAAGUCAUUGGCUGGAUGGCAGAGGGGAAGCUGAAGUCAUGCAUCGAUUCUAGAUGGCCAAUGAAUGAUGUACCGAACGCUUAUAAGAAGCUGAAGUCCCAGAGAGUCAGUGGCAAGGUCGUGAUCGAGGUGGCGGCGGCAUAA
Molecule: messenger RNA, 1017 nt
Organism: Recurvomyces mirabilis
Lineage: Eukaryota; Fungi; Ascomycota; Dothideomycetes; Mycosphaerellales; Teratosphaeriaceae
Exons: 1
Coding region: 1-1017 (338 amino acids)
Molecular function (GO): oxidoreductase activity
Source: RefSeq, a predicted model, not a curated record